AUGCGGCUCCAAGAAAGAUAUGUUGAGUUUGAUGUUGCGGCUUUGAAAGACGUCGUCAGCACACAUACUGGCCGCGGCAAAGUUGUCGACUUAGUGAAACUUUCAGAGGGUGGUUUCAACCGGGUUUUUCUUCUUACACUAGAGGACGGCUUCAAAACGGUAGUCAAGAUUCCAUACAACUUCUUGGUACCAAAAAAGUACGCUACAGCGAGCGAGGUGGCAACCCUUGCAUUUCUUCGACAGAAAGGCAUCCCUGUGCCUGAUGUAUAUGGAUGGUCGUCCACACCCGACAAUGCUGUUGGGGUUGAAUACAUCGUCAUGGAAUUCGUGAUCGACAUGGGGCUGGAUACAAAAUGGUUUGACAUGACAAAGGAGCAACAACGCGAUAUAGCUCUUGGGAUUGUCGGAAUCGAGAAGAAGUUAUUCAGCAUCCCAUUUGGUUCUAUUGGAAGCCUGUACUUCAAAAAGGACAUUCCGCUAGAAGUGCAGGCCAACCUGUAUGCUCCUGGAACUCCGGACCCCGAUGGUGACUCGGAUACUUUCUGCAUUGGACCCAUUGUAGAUUACAUGUUUUGGUAUGGCCGACGUGCCCAGUUAGAGGGUGUGGAUCAUGGCCCCUGGAAUGAGCCGCAUGAGUAUCUUCAAGCGAUUGGCAAGCGUGAACUGGAAUGGACUCAAAAAUUCGGAAAGCCUCUUGUGAAAGAAUACCCUCAUAACGCGCUUCUUCCUGGUGUAGAGUGCCCGAAGGACUAUUCGGAUCUUCUGCAAAAAUAUUUGACAAUAUGUCCGUAUAUUCUUCCCAGAGACCCUCAGGAUCCAAAUAAUAAACCUACUAUUCGCCACCCAGGUACCUUUUUUCUUCCUCUCUUCUCUAAUCCCCUCUCCCCUUUCCGCUUCACUUCUCUUUGGAAGUCACUGGUGCAGGCUAAUGAUAACCCAGAUCUCACACCUAGCAACGUGUUUGUACGUCCUGAAACCUUCGAAAUCACCAAAAUUAUUGAUUGGCAGCACACUGUUAUCACACCGUUGUUACUGGCCGCUGGACAUCCUAAGUUAUUCGAGAAUCCCGACGCGGAGCCACCAGAGACGCUUGAAGCACCUAAACCACCAGAAGGGUAUGACUCCUUGGAUUCUGAAAUAAAGAGCCGGGUUGAUGAGCUACUCCGACGUCAACGUCUUUUCUACUUUUACCGCGUCUUUAAUGGUGCGAAAAACAAGCUGCACUUGUCCGCCUUUUAUGACCCCCUACUUCUUCCCCGUCAGCAUCUUGUUGAAUACGCCGGCCGGCAGUGGAAUGGCAACCUUAUGACCUUGCGGGGAGCCCUUAUUCGGAUACAUGAAUACUGGUCCCUUUUACCAACCAAAAUCGAAAAGUGUCCCAUAGAUUUUCCUGAGGCAGAAUUGAAGAAACACUUCGAAGAGGAGCCAACAUGGUUCGACGCGACAGCCCUUGUCAACUACUGGCGUGACGAGCUCGGUGGUCUGAGUGAGGAAGGCUGGGUACGAACAGAAAUGUAUGACCACGCCGUGAAACAGAACGAGACGCUCAAAUCGAAGUUCUUUAAUGAUGCCGAUCCAAAUGAGAAGGAGAAGAUUAUCCAAGGUUGGCCAUUUCAAGACAGGGAGGAAUUUCAUUAG
This is a messenger RNA of Histoplasma capsulatum G186AR, 1638 nucleotides long. Its product is annotated as phosphotransferase enzyme family protein. The transcript is spliced from 2 exons. Gene Ontology annotation, cellular component: mitochondrion. NCBI's taxonomy places the organism in Eukaryota, Fungi, Ascomycota, Eurotiomycetes, Onygenales, Ajellomycetaceae. The coding region runs from base 1 to 1638 and encodes 545 amino acids. The record is from RefSeq and is a predicted model, not a curated record.